ACUCCAAUGGUAAGAAGACUGAGAGAGUUGCAGUUUCUUAUUGUUGUGUAGUUUUUCAUUUACAAUGCAAAAGAGUAACAAGCACAAAUGUUUCAGCCUGUACCCUGCUCAGUGUGCAGGGUUGGUUUAACAGACUUUUUAAUCAGUGAGAGUUUGCAGUGUGAUUAUCAGAAAGUGGCAUGUAAAUGUGUGGUCAGUUGUUUUAACAAAGGUUUCAUUACGUUUGCUGCAGGUGUAUCUUCAGACCAGUUAGUAGAUUACUAAAGAGGAGGACACAGCAGUGCACUUUUGCAUGUUAAAGUGACAGCUUCACCCUCCUGUCAUCCUCCCUUCACAACAUGAAAUCAUAAACUUGUGUCCUUUUUGUCUUAACUGUCAUGCUGUAUAUUUACAUUGUGGGUGUGUACAGUACAGACACACAACAGCAGUUCAGUCAUUGGACUGGAGUCAGUGCCAGGGACGGCACCACUAGUUCACUGUGUCACUGUGAAUUAGCUGUGCUGAGAUCACCUUCAGUGUUCUGUGCUUAGUGCACUGUUAGGAGGAAUGCAUAUUCCCAUCCUGAUGUAUCAUGUCUGUCCUGAUCAUAAACAAACUAAAACAUUCACAGUGAUGUUAUAUGUAGACAGGUCUUACCUUAACAUAUGAUAUGAAAAGUGGAAUUUAUUAUCUGUUUCAAUAGUUUAGUGAUUAUGGGAUGUUUAAUGUACAACAAACAUAAGUAAACAUAAGUACAAAUGUGCUGAACUAAGCCAAAAUGGCCAAUUUACUCUUGUAGUCCCUGACCAGAUGUCAUUAAUGGCUAUCUUGCAAUACACAAGUACAAUCAGCCAGUCAACAUGUCACACAAAACACUGAGCAAGAGACACAAAACAACCACAAAGAGACACAAAAUGACUACAAAGAAACUUCAAAUCACCACAAACAGAACCCAGACAACCACAAAGGAGCGCUUAACGACCACAGAGACACAAAAUUACUACAGAGGAGAAAAAUGAACUCAAACACACCUCAGAGAAACACUGUGAUGCUGACUAUGAUGCUGACCUGCUCUGUUCAAAAUGACAUUAUUCCUCCACUGAAUAUCAUUUAUUGUUCAACUCAACAAGAAAAGGUUUCAUUGUCCAACAUACUGUGUUGCACAUGGGGUUGGUUUGAACAUACUUUAUGUCCACAGUCCACCACAUUUGAAAUGAGGUCAAAGAUGUCUUCAUGCAGUUAACAUGAUUUGAAUACAAUGAUUUGAAUAAGGGCAGUUUUGUCCACUUAUCAUUAUUGCACAGUCCAUCGCUGGUGUGUGGUGCAGCAAUGAGCAAGUCUGCAGGCUGCUGCCAGAAAUGUGUGGAGUACUUGUUUUAUUAUGAAACACCAAAAACACUGGUUAUUCCAAAUAUAGGGGUAGGAUGUGUGUUCAGGUUCACCCAGCUGCUGGUGGUGCUGUAUGUGGUGGGGUAUGUGUGUGUGGUGCAGAAGGCAUACCAGGAAACAGACACUGUCAUCAGCAGUGUCACCACAAAAGUGAAAGGUUUUGCUUUCACCAACACCUCUGACAUGGACCCCCGAUUUUGGGAUGUGGCUGACUAUGUUAUCCCUCCUCAGGGUGACCGCUCCUUCUUUGUGUUAACGAAUAUGGUUGUUACCCCAAAACAAAGUCAGUCACGUUGUCCCGAGUUUCCAAGUCAGUCAACGACUUGCGUGGAUGAUUGUGACUGUAUCGAGGGACACAGUGAUCCUCGAGGCAGUGGUAUACAAACAGGACUGUGUGUCAACUAUUCCUCAACUGUCCAGACCUGUGAAGUGCUCUCAUGGUGCCCUCUUGAAAUAGACACUAUGCUGCCUGAACAUGCACUGCUGGCUACAGCAGAGAACUUCACUGUGUUGAUCAAAAACAGUGUAACAUACCCAAAGUUUAAUUUUCACGGAAGAAACAUACUACCACAUAUUAACUCCUCAUACCUGAAGAGGUGUGAAUUUAAUCGUGCAACAGACCCUGACUGCCCCAUAUUCCGCCUCAAACACAUUGUCUCAGAGGCUGGAGAGGACUUUCAAGACAUGGCUGUGAAGGGUGGCAUCCUUGGUAUUAUUAUUGACUGGAGCUGUGACCUCGACUGGUGGGCUGGGAAGUGUUAUCCCAAGUAUAGCUUCCGCAGACUGGACAACAAAAACCCUGUCAAUAAUGUGGCCCCUGGAUACAACUUCAGGUUCGCCAAAUAUUACAAAACCGCAGAUGGAGAGGAGACCAGGACUUUAAUCAAAGCAUAUGGGAUCCGGUUUGACGUCAUUGUAUUUGGAACAGCUGGAAAAUUUGGAAUUGUACCAACUAUAGUGAACUUGGGUGCAGCAUUGUCAUUCCUCAGUUUGGUUCCUGUAGUUACUGACUGGUUCAUGUUGACAUGCAUGAGGAAAAGAGAUCUUUACAACAAACAGAAAGUCUCAUCUCUGAGUGAGGAUUCUGAAUCAAUGUCAAUGGGCACCACCUACGGAACUCAGUAACAUGGUUACAUCAAAACGGGAGAGUGACCCGAAUCUGCUCCAAAAAACAGUCUCCAACGUCAUUUAAAUUCUUCAAUAAAACGGGUUAAAUGUGUAAAUGUAAAGAAUUGGUGUAAGAAAUGUUCUGAUUUUACCUUUUAGCCCU
This is a messenger RNA of Lates calcarifer (barramundi perch), 2638 nucleotides long. RefSeq names its product purinergic receptor P2X, ligand-gated ion channel, 4b (gene p2rx4b). The transcript is spliced from 12 exons. Gene Ontology annotation, biological process: response to ATP; monoatomic cation transmembrane transport. Gene Ontology annotation, cellular component: nuclear inner membrane; plasma membrane. NCBI's taxonomy places the organism in Eukaryota, Metazoa, Chordata, Actinopteri, Centropomidae. The record is from RefSeq and is a predicted model, not a curated record. Bases 1309 to 2493 code for a protein of 394 amino acids. Gene Ontology annotation, molecular function: ATP binding; extracellularly ATP-gated monoatomic cation channel activity; purinergic nucleotide receptor activity.